Molecule: messenger RNA, 829 nt
Organism: Guyanagaster necrorhizus
Lineage: Eukaryota; Fungi; Basidiomycota; Agaricomycetes; Agaricales; Physalacriaceae
Exons: 2
Coding region: 38-343 (101 amino acids)
Source: RefSeq, a predicted model, not a curated record
AUAUGAGAACACUUGAAAGCACCUUCAAAUAGCUGACAUGGGUCUACUCACUCUGUGGAUCAGCUACCACCUGAUACAUCAUGCUAGUUCCUCUAGCUCUGAAUCAUCAGAGUCUACUCCCAGUAAUGAGUCCAACUCAGAUUCAGACUCUAAUUAUUCAGGAUCUUCUCUGUCAGACAAUAGUUCCUUAAGCACUGGUUCAAGCUCAUUGAGCUCAAGUAGCAGUGAUGCAAGUGAUGAGUCAGAUGCAUCAGAUAGCUCUGAGCUAUCCAAUCAUAGAUGUCAACACCAUCAUUGUCAUACUAGAAGGCAUGGUUCCCAUUGGCAUAAGCAUAGAAGUUGAAAACAUCAUCACAAAAGAUUGAUUCAACCAAUACCUCCUACACCAUAUGAUGGUACAGCUGAUGGUGAAAAAUUCCAUUGCUUCACAAUGGAAUUGACUCAAUUCUGCAAAGAAGGUCAGGUUCCAAAGGAUGAACAGGUAUUUCUGGCAUCACAUUACCUGAAGGAAAAGGCAUUAUCUUUCUUCAUUCAGAAGGUUUUGAAAAACCAUGCAGAAUGGAUAUUGAUAGACUUCUUGUGAGAAAUCUUUAAUUCAUGCUUCCCUUUAAAUUACUGAAGUCAGUAACAGGAUAAAAUAAAGAAGUGCUAUCAGAAUGAUUGCACUAUUUCAGAAUACAUUUAUGAGCUGAAAACCUUGUAUGGCCUUGUUGGUAUGACUAGCAAGCAUGAGCAUAUUAUCAAGCUUUGGGAUAGAUUCUAUAAGGAGAUGCAGCAUGAACUCCAUCAAGCAAAGCUCAAUAAGGAGGUUUAUAGCUGGCAUCAUAUU